Telopea speciosissima is the source of this 2450-nucleotide messenger RNA. RefSeq names its product pentatricopeptide repeat-containing protein At3g29230-like. The record is from RefSeq and is a predicted model, not a curated record. NCBI's taxonomy places the organism in Eukaryota, Viridiplantae, Streptophyta, Magnoliopsida, Proteales, Proteaceae. The coding region runs from base 71 to 1831 and encodes 586 amino acids. The transcript has a single exon. Gene Ontology annotation, biological process: RNA modification. Gene Ontology annotation, molecular function: protein binding; RNA binding.
CGUAGGUGAGCCUUCAACCCUUUGCAUGCAAUCCCAAAGAUGAAGGAUUUCAUGAGUCUUUUACGUCACCAUGACCCACUCUCCCUUCUCCAAGCUUGUACUAAAGAACCCAAUUCUCUCCCUCCUUCAAACAUCCAAAAAAGCUUCAGAGAUCCUCCAAAUCCAAGCCCAGCUGACCACCACCAACCUCAUCUCCGACACUUUCGCUGCAAGCCGAUUGAUAAUCUCAUUAACUUCAGGCGCUCUAAGCAUGAAUUAUGCAGAGCUCGUAUUCUCUCAAAUUGAGUAUCCCAGCACUUUCAUUUGGAAUACCAUGAUCAGAGGCUAUAUUGAAAGUUCGAAUCCUUGUCGUGCUUUCCAUUUCUAUUGUCGGAUGCAAAGGAAAAACGUGUUAGGAGAUAACCACACGUACCCAUAUGUUCUUAAGGCUUGUGGGUUGAUGUUGGGUCUAAAUGAAGGGAGGGAGAUCCAUGGGGAGGUUUUGAAGAGAGGGUUUGCUUCUGAUUUGUUUGUGAGGAAUGCUUUGAUCAGUAUGUAUUGUAGGUGUGGUGAUAUAGUUUGUGGUCGGACAUUGUUUGAUGGGUUUCAAGAUAGGGAUUUAGUUUCUUGGAAUUCGAUGAUUGGUGGGUAUGUGAGGUCUGGAGAGAUGGGUGAGGCUCAGAAAAUGUUCGAUGAAAUGCCGGAGAGAGAUGUGUUUGCUUGGGCCAUGAUGAUUGAUGGGUAUGGGAAGAAACUUGGUGAUCUUAGUCGUGGUCGUGAACUUUUUGAUAGAAUGCCUGACAGAGAUGUGGCAUGCUGGAAUUCAAUGAUAGAUGGGUAUCUGAACCAUGGAAAAAUGGUUGCUGCUCGUGAACUAUUUGAAGAGAUGCCCAAGAAGAAUGUGAUCACUUGGAGCAUUAUGAUUGAUGGCUAUGCCAGGUUUGGGAACACGAAGGAAGCGUUGAAUCUCUUUAAUCAUAUGCUUCACUAUGGAACAAAACCGGAUAAAAUUUGUACCAUGGGCGCGAUAUCGGCUUGUGCUCAAUUGGGUGCACUUGAUCAAGGGAGAUGGAUACAUACCUACAUACAGAAAAACAAAAUUAUAUUGGACAUCAUUGUUCAAACUGCUCUGUUGGAUAUGUACGUGAAAUGCGGGAGCCUGGAGGAGGCACGCACAAUGUUCAAUAGCAUGCCUGAAAGGAAUAUUAUUUCUUGGAAUGUUAUGAUUGCAGGACUUGGGAUUUAUGGCUUUGGAAUUGAAGCUGUUGAGUUAUUUGCUCAAAUGGAGAUGCAAGGAAUGCCAAUGGAUGAUUUGAUCUUCUUGAGUGUUUUAACUGCCUGCAGUCAUGCAGGCUUAGUAACUAAAGGUUUGGAUAACUUCAAGAAGAUGACCAGUGUUUAUGGUAUCAAGCCUAAGCUUGAGCACUAUGGGUGCUUAGUAGAUCUUCUUGGUCGUGCAGGACAAUUAGAUGAAGCGAAAAAUGUCAUACAGUCUAUGCCCAUGAAGCCAAAUUCGGCCUUGUGGGGAUCUCUUCUUGCAGCUUGCAAAACUUAUCAAAAUGUGCCUCUUGCGGAAGUCUCAGUAGGGAAACUAGUGGAGCUCAAGGCAGAUGACUGUGGGGUGUAUGUUAUCUUAUCGAACAUCUAUGCUGAAGAGGGGAUGUGGGAGCAUGUGUUGAAGGUGAGGAAGCUUAUGAGUUAUAGAGGGAUAAAGAAGGAAGCUGGGAGAAGUGUAAUCGAGGUUGAUGGUGAGGUUGAGGAGUUUGUUAAUGGUAAGAGGUCUCAUUCUUUAAGUGAGGAGAUAGAUUUGGUGAUCCGUAGCUUGUCCAUGAUGAUAAUAUCUGUAGGAUAGAUAGUUCCUUGCGAUGAAGAAUGCAAGUUAUACCUCUUGUCUACCUAUGUGGACUACUUGCUCUUCAACAUCCCAGAUGGGCACACACUCUAUCAAAAAGAGAGAAGCAAGAUGGAAAGGAAAGUGCAGUAACCUCUCUGAAAUAUCAGGUAUCAUGGAUUCGGCAUAUUAGUAGAUCCUCGCCCACCCUAAAGAAAUAUGGGAUUCAUGAGGUGUAGUGAUGCCUUGGGUUUCCCCUCGAAGCUGCAGUUAACUAUGAUAAACUCUGCUGUUGUAAUCACAAAAGCAGGGAAUUUGGGUGGUGGGUGAUCAUCAGAAAAUUCAUAACCAUGGUACUUUGGAUAAUCCGUUUUCUGUGAAGGGCUACAACAGAUUUUUGCAACUGAAAUUGGGUCAAAUUUUGGUUGUAGCUUCAUGUUUUUUAGAUUCUGAUUCGAAGAGAUCACCACCAUGCAGUAAUCAUUUGCAAUCUUGCAUACGCUAUUUAUGCAUUCCAUAAAAGAGUUCUACCUAUUUAUCUAUGAUGGAUCCGAAAGAAAGGGGAGAGUGCUUAGACAAGACCAGGGCUUGGGUUCUGCAUCCAACACAUUGUUGUCAGGUAUGCACUGUAGAAGAUUCA